AUGGCGGUUUAUGUUGACGUGAACCUCGACCGAAGUUGGAAAAUGUUAUUUCCGUUAAUCGUUAGCGCCUUUAUGUCCACAGUGGCGUACAUAAUAACGGUGCGCCUUAUUCCCAAACUUAGAGACAUGUUUAUCAAAGCUAACCUUUUCGGGAUUGACAUGAGCAAAACAACUAGUGAAAAAGUGCCUGAAUCUUUGGGUGUUGUAACAGGAUGUACGUUUUUGAUAACAAUGUUUUUAUUCAUUCCUGUACCUUUUGGAAGUAGUUUGUUUGAUGAUGAAAGUUUUCCGCACGAUGAGUUCGUGGAGUUGAUAGCAGCAUUGUUGUCGAUUUGUUGCAUGUUGCUGCUGGGGUUCGCUGAUGAUGUUUUGGACCUAAGGUGGAGGCACAAACUGCUGUUGCCCACAAUCGCGUCUCUGCCCCUUCUGAUGGUCUAUUAUGUUAAUUAUAAUUCCACGGUGAUCAUAGUUCCAAAGCCGUUAAGGGAAAUUUUCGGUUUCUCAGUCAAAGUGGGGAUUUUUUAUUAUAUUUACAUGGGGAUGUUAGCGGUGUUUUGUACCAACGCUAUUAAUAUAUUGGCUGGAAUUAAUGGACUUGAAGUGGGGCAAAGCGUCAUCAUUGCUAUGUCUAUAGCAAUGUUCAACCUUGUUGAACUUUCAGGAAGCUUGUGGAAGGCUCACCAGUUUAGUUUAUACUUCAUGUUGCCAUACAUAGGAACCACUUUAGCUCUCCUCAAACAUAACUGGUACCCAUCGCGGGUCUUCGUUGGAGACACUUUUUGUUACUUUUCGGGGAUGACCUUCGCCGUUGUUGGAAUUCUAGGUCACUUCAGUAAAACCACGCUUUUGUUUUUUAUACCUCAAGUGUUUAAUUUCUUGUAUUCAUUUCCACAACUCUUUCACUUUAUUCCAUGCCCGAGACACAGGCUGCCAAAGUUUAAUUCAAAAAUCGAUAAAUUAGAAAUAAGUACAACAAAGUUUCGUUAUUCAGAUUUAAGCAUUUUAGGUAAAUUUAUAAUAAACUUGUUCCGAGUUUUCAGAUUAAUUCAGUGGCAUGAAAAAGAAGAUUAUGUCAUUACUAAUAAUUUAACUUUGAUUAAUUUGGUUCUCUUGUAUCUGGGGCCUCUUCACGAGGCCAAGUUAACACUUAUAUUGUUAGGUAUACAAAUUUUAUGCAGUCUGUUGGCUUUUGUUAUUAGGUAUCCGCUAGCGUGGAUAUUUUACGAUGUGUAGGAUUUGCUUGAUGGACAGUUUUAUUAUAGAAAAAAAAAACAAAUAUCUUUUGUAUAUAGAUUAUUUUUACCAAGACUGCUUUACAUGUUUCUUGUUAUGCAGAUUUUAUUUAAUAAACAUUUGUUGAAAAAAUCAC
Messenger RNA from Tribolium madens (black flour beetle), 1369 nucleotides. RefSeq names its product UDP-N-acetylglucosamine--dolichyl-phosphate N-acetylglucosaminephosphotransferase (gene Alg7). The record is from RefSeq and is a predicted model, not a curated record. Bases 1 to 1233 code for a protein of 410 amino acids. Lineage: Eukaryota; Metazoa; Arthropoda; Insecta; Coleoptera; Tenebrionidae. The transcript has 4 exons. Gene Ontology annotation, molecular function: UDP-N-acetylglucosamine-dolichyl-phosphate N-acetylglucosaminephosphotransferase activity. Gene Ontology annotation, biological process: dolichol-linked oligosaccharide biosynthetic process; protein N-linked glycosylation. Gene Ontology annotation, cellular component: membrane.